AUGUUCGUGCCAUUCAACCACGAGCAUUUCCCAGGUCCAAGGGAGUCUGUCUUCUGCCAGGUCACCAUGGCUGAGAGCGCGACGGCUCAUACUUCUGUCGGUCAGGGGCAGCAGCACGACAAUGGCACCAUAUGCGCGGUAGAUCUCCACGACGAGCCGAGCUCUGUUGAAACUGCUAAGAAACCGGGCUACCUGAGGACGAUCUACCUGACAGUCCACCAUGUGUUGACCUACAACCCACUGAUCAACAUUCUCUACGUUUUCGUGGCCGCAGGCAUCAUCGUGGCCCAGUUUCCGAGUGUCCCUGGCGGCAUGGUGUUUGGUCUCAACUGCGUUGCUGUCAUCCCGUUGGCAGCAUUGCUGGCACAUGCGACGGAGAGUUUCACUGGUGAAAUGGGCGAUGCCUUGGGGGCAUUGAUCAAUGUCACUGUUGGAAAUGCCGUGGAACUGAUCAUCUUUAUCGCAUUGACCAAGAACGAGAUCCGAAUCGUUCAAGCUUCGCUUCUAGGUUCCCUGCUAGCCAACUUGCUGCUCAUCCUGGGUCUGGCGUUUUUCCUCGGCGGCAUGCGCUAUCGAGAGCAGCUUUACAACAACACGGUCACGCAGAUGAGUGCCUGCCUGCUAAGUCUGAGCGUCGUCAGCCUCGUUCUUCCGACCGCGUUCCACGUCUCAUUCGAGGAUUACCAUCGCGCGGGUGAGCAGUCACUCAAGAUCAGUCGGGGCACCAGCACCGUGUUGUUGGUCGUCUACGUUAUUUUCCUCGUCUUUCAGCUCAAGACACACGCUUAUUUGUACGAAUCUAUGCCGAAGCACAUUGUCGACGCAGAGGCUGCCCCUGGACCUGUGGCGGGUUGGCUUGACAACGACGACGACGAAAAUGUUCCCCACGAGGACUCGGGCAUUGAUUCAGACGAUACGCGUGUCAACAUGCGCCACAGAAUGCGACGAGCAACCAGUAAGAGUAAGAGACGCAACAUGUCACCUACCUUGGGCCCCGGCCUCGGCUCUCGGACGUCAUCGCAGACGAUCGUCGACGAUGACGAUGCUUUGCCCAGGACACGCGAGGGCGAGGGUGAGGGCGGCAAGGACGCCACGGAGCUGAAAAUAGAGGAGAAAAGGUCAAAGAGCCCAAGAGACCGUCGUAGGAGACGGAGAUGCCGUAAUGCAGAAGGCGAAGACACCGUGGAAAUAGGAGGUGACGCGAGACAGGGACACCAGAGGACAGCCAGUGGCCCUUCCCAGCUGGAACUCCGGCUGCCCAGCAGCGAGAUUGCACCGUGGACCCCGAAAAGCCCGUUUGUCAGAUUUAAGAGCUUUGCACCGGUGCUGUUCCACGAGACCGAUCCAAGUGACACGCGCCGACACUCGCAGAUGGCCCAAAAUGCGGACGUGCCAGGACGUUCCGACAACCGCUGCCCAUCACGCCUCUCUGUGGCCACGGUGACAGAUGGCGUUGCUAAAACCAUGGCCGAUGACGAGAAGGGACCUGAGGAGUUCGAGAUGUCGCGGAUUGGCGCCCUCGUUGUACUUCUGCUCGCGGCCACGCUGGUGGCGACGUGCGCCGAGUUUCUCAUCUCGUCCAUCGAGGCGGUCACGGCUUCGUCCCCGCUCAGCGACACGUUCAUUGGACUCAUCGUGCUGCCCAUUGUGGGCAACGCGACCGAGCACAUUACGGCCAUCAGGGGCGCCAUGCGGAACAAGAUGGACCUGGCAAUUGGGGUGGCGAUUGGGUCCUCGAUCCAGCUUGCGCUCCUCAUCACGCCGCUGGUCGUCUUGCUCGGCUGGCUCCUCGACAAGCCCAUGGGUCUGUACUUUACACUCUUUGAGACGGUGUGUCUUUUUGUCUCGGCUUUCAUCGUCAAUUUCCUGGUGCUGGAUGGCAAGAGUAAUUUCAUGGAGGGCGUCUUGUUGUGCGCGGUGUAUCUGGUCAUUGGGAUUGUGGCAUUCUUCUACCCCGAAGGGAACGAGGGGAACGAGGGGAGCCACUGGGGGGUUGGCGAGGGUGAUGUUUCAUUUUGA
Messenger RNA from Emericellopsis cladophorae, 2019 nucleotides. RefSeq names its product calcium/sodium antiporter. NCBI's taxonomy places the organism in Eukaryota, Fungi, Ascomycota, Sordariomycetes, Hypocreales, Bionectriaceae. Gene Ontology annotation, molecular function: calcium:proton antiporter activity. Gene Ontology annotation, biological process: calcium ion transmembrane transport; intracellular calcium ion homeostasis. The coding region runs from base 1 to 2019 and encodes 672 amino acids. Gene Ontology annotation, cellular component: fungal-type vacuole membrane. The transcript has 4 exons. The record is from RefSeq and is a predicted model, not a curated record.